AUGAAAUUCCCGGGCUCCGUCCUCGUCUCGCUGUUCCUCUUCGUGGCCGAGACGGCGAUCGCCUUGUACCUGAGCAGCACCUACCUCUCAGCGGGAGACCGCAUUUGGCAGUCACUGACGCUCUUCUUCGCUCUCUUGCCUUGCAUCCUGGUCCAGUUCAGCCUCGUCUUCAUCCACCGCGACCUCAGCCGGGACAGGCCGUUGAUAUUGCUGCUUCACAUCCUGCAGCUAGGACCCAUUGUCAGGUGCGUGGAAGCUUUUUACAUUUACUUUCAUGCAGGUAGAGUGGAAGAGCCUUAUGUCAGUAUUACUAAGAAGAGGCAGAUGCCAAAAGAUGGACAUUCAGAAGAAGUUGAGAAGGAAGUAGGCCAGGCAGAGGGGAAGCUGUUUACACACAGAUCUGCAUUUAGUCGAGCAUCAGUGAUUCAAGCUUUCCUAGGAUCUGCACCUCAGCUAACACUUCAGCUUUACAUCUGUAUUCUGCAACAAGAGAUCACAGCAGCUAGAAGUAUCUUCAUGGUCCUUUCUCUCCUGUCAAUUGUGUAUGGAGCACUGCGAUGCAAUAUUCUGGCCAUUAAGAUCAAGUAUGAUGAUUAUGACAUCAGUGUGAAACCUGCUGCCUACCUUUGCAUUUUCCUCUGGAGGAGCUUUGAGAUUGCAACAAGAGUGAUAGUCCUUGUCCUCUUCAGUUCAGUUCUUCAGAUCUGGAUCCUGCCUGUGGUGCUGGUGAAUUUUUUUGCUUUUUUCUUUUAUCCUUGGAUUCAGUUCUGGAACAGCAAGUGUACUCUGCCAGAAAACAUAGAAAAAGCCUUGAGCAAUGUAGGCACCACCAUUGUUUUAUGUCUCCUCACUUUUCUGUAUGCCGGCAUCAAUAUGUUUUGCUGGUCAGCAGCGCAGUUGAAGCUGAAUGAUUCUGAUUUAAUUGACAAAUCCCCAAACUGGGGUAGACUGGCUUUGUACUAUUUGCUGAGAUUCUUUGAGAAUGCUUUUCUCUUACUAAUGUGGUACACAUACAAGACAGAUGUCUAUACAUAUAUAUGUGCUCCAGUGCUGUUCUUACAACUGCUGAUUGGCUAUUGCAUAGCUGUCCUUUUUAUGCUUGUGUUCUACCAGUUUUGCCAUCCAUGCAAGAAGCUUUUUUCUUCCAAUAUUUAUGAAGGAUUGGUAAUAUGCUUCAAGUUUUUUUGUUAUGUCUGCAAACCUCUGACAUCUAGCAACUCUGUAGAAAAAGAGAAAUUAAAAUUCCCAGAGAAUAUUGAAAAUGAUGCCCUGGCUAGUUACAAGGCAAAUGAAUCCCAAAAUGGAAGCACUCAGCAGAGUGUGUCUUCUAAUGCAUAG
Notechis scutatus (mainland tiger snake) is the source of this 1338-nucleotide messenger RNA. RefSeq names its product X-linked Kx blood group antigen, Kell and VPS13A binding protein (gene XK). The record is from RefSeq and is a predicted model, not a curated record. NCBI's taxonomy places the organism in Eukaryota, Metazoa, Chordata, Lepidosauria, Squamata, Elapidae. Gene Ontology annotation, cellular component: membrane.